UAAUAGUUGCCUCCUACAGUACAAAUAUGAAGGCAAAAUGUCCAGGUUAAGGAAUCAUAAAGGAGAACAGCGACUGGUUGGGAGAAACAAACCACCCUAAAUUUAUGCACAUGCAUAAAGCCCUUUCCAUGAUUAGAAUGCUGCAACAAUAGACCAAACAUGUGUGUGGUCAGGAGACAGUAGCAGCUUCCUGGUAUAUUAUUCCGAAAAAUCCGGCCGCAUCCGCAGCAGACAAUGCCCUCUUCCUCUUCCUACAACGUCCUUACGAACCACUACCUGUCAAUACAUCCAAGUUUUUUCCUCUCUGAGACGUAGCAUUGUGAUAUUAAUUACCGGCAUUGUUCAUCCUGGGGAAGGAGCUGCGAGGAAGAUGGAGAUCGCUACCAUCGCUCUUAUUCUGGCGACGAUGAUUGCCUCCAAAGCCGCACCGCAGAACAACGGUUGCUCGAGCGUGAUGAUGACCCUAUCCCCAUGCCUUGACUUCAUCGGAAGCAAAGCCCUGGAGCCCGGCUUCUCCUGCUGCACCACGCUCGCCGGCAUCGUCCAGACCGACCCCCGUUGCCUGUGCAUGGUUCUCGAUGGCAGUGCGGCGUCAUUUGGCAUCGCCAUUAACCACACGAGGGCCCUGGAGCUCCCUGGCAUCUGCAAGGUCCAAGCACCGCCGAUUAGCCAAUGCACAGCCAUCCCAGUUCCUCCAGCAACAGCGCCAGAGGACCCACCGGAGGAGACGAGCAACCAAAUCAAAAUUUGCUUCGACUAUGUCGUCCAUUUCUCGCCAAAUAAAAGUUUUGGUACACAUUACUGCAGAUCUAAUGUUCCUCCAAUCCAGUAUGCAAUACAUGGUGAAAACUCAAGGACUAACUGCUACAUCAUUCAAUUUAAUGCAGGAAGCCCGAAUUCGAAUGCAACAUCAAGCUCCAGGAACUCAAAGAGUGCAGCAAAUUUGAUGGUCACUAUGCUUAUACCUACAUGUGCAUUAAUCUAUGUCUUCUAAGUGUUGGACAGUUUCAUUUUCUGCGGCCUUGUAUUAAAUGACAAGACCAAUAGAAUACCAUUUAGUAUGAUAUAUCUUUCCGAUGAGUCUCAGCAAAAAAAUGUCGUGUCAUUCAGUAUAAGAAGCCAAUUAACUCCAGCAGAUGUGCAUAACAUGAAUUAACACGUAUAGCUAGCUACAUUGACAUAACAUUUUUUGUCAAGCAUACUUUGCCUGGUAUUUUCGAGUUAUCAAACUGUUUCGCAAGUAAUUAUUUCAGGUUUCGUUUGUGCAUAACAUGAAUAAAGUUGUAUAGAAUAGCUGCAGUGAUGUAACAUGUUUUUAGAAGUAAAUUUUGCCUGGAGAUUUUUUACUUACCAAACUAGUUUGCAAGGAAUCAUUUGAGACUUGGUUUGUGCAUAACAUGAAUUAAUUUAUACUACCUCUUCUCCAUAAUUUGUCCCACACGGAGACGCAGAAUUGAAGUAAUAUUUGAUGGAAUAGCAUACUUGUUCUCACUAGAUAUAUUAGUAGUAUGCUCAUUUCAUGAAAGCAAGAACUAUAAAAUUCCACCAAAUAUCACUCACUCUUUUGGCCUCCUAGGUAUGCAUGGGGGACAGAUACGGUGAAACAAAGGAUGUAUAAAAUAGCUGCUGUGACGUAACAUGUUCUUAAAAAGUAUACUUUUCCUUGGAUUUUGACUUACCAUAUCAGUGGUAUAUUGCCUUAGUAAAAUGCAUCAUAGUCCUAAUUUUUUUGUAAGUUGGUCCUAAUUCUUCAAAAUUGCACAUCUACGUCCUAAAAGCAUCCAAGUCGUUCACAGCAGGUCCUAUGCAGCUCUAAUCCCGUUUGACCUGCACGUGAGGCAAGUUGACCACCGCCACAUAGGCAAUAUUUUGAACAAAACACCCUGAUCUUUUGCUCUUCUGAUUUGGUGGCCUCUCUCUCUCUCUCUCUUCUCCAACUGCUCUCUCAAACCCACUCACAUCACAUCCCAGUCAGCCAUGGAGGAGCUCCCACUGCGUCAGGUACGGCCUACAGCCGCCUAUCAUGGCCAGCAGUGCUUGUCGAGUACGUGUUGUUGCUGUGGUGCUAAGGUCCAGGCUGAGUAGCAGCCUCACCAUCAUUUGCACCACUCAGACCAAAUCAUUCAUACACACAAGCACAACAUGGCUCCAGGCAGAGUCAGGAGACACAAUUAACUAACUAGA
This is a messenger RNA of Aegilops tauschii subsp. strangulata, 2184 nucleotides long. The record is from RefSeq and is a predicted model, not a curated record. NCBI's taxonomy places the organism in Eukaryota, Viridiplantae, Streptophyta, Magnoliopsida, Poales, Poaceae.